Octopus sinensis (East Asian common octopus) is the source of this 4636-nucleotide messenger RNA. Its product is annotated as GPI ethanolamine phosphate transferase 2-like. The record is from RefSeq and is a predicted model, not a curated record. Bases 663 to 3608 code for a protein of 981 amino acids. Gene Ontology annotation, cellular component: endoplasmic reticulum membrane. Lineage: Eukaryota; Metazoa; Mollusca; Cephalopoda; Octopoda; Octopodidae. The transcript has a single exon. Gene Ontology annotation, biological process: GPI anchor biosynthetic process.
UAAUCAAAAAUUUUCGAAAAUUUAUUUUCAUAAAAAGCUUCCCCACAUCAUUUCGAAUGCUGUUCUGAAAAAAAAAACAAAAACUGAACAAAUCCCCGUCAAAAUGGGAAAAAAUCUAAUUUAUGUGAGCACCCUGAUCCGAAACUCCGCCCAUUAAAACUUGUGAACUCUUAGGCGAGCUCUGGGACUUUCUUGCGGUCUAAACAUCAUCAUUGCCCCGGCAAACACUCUGGCUUUGUAACUGCGGGAUUAAACAACAAAAACUGUCCGAGGAAAAUACAAAAGUAGACUUGGAUAUCCUGAAUAAACGAAACGACUAUUAAAUGUGUGUGUGUGUGUGUGAGUGUAUUGAGAGAGAGAGAGAGACACACAUGUAUGUGUAUGUAUUCUUUUCUGCUUAAAAAAAUUAGGUAGUUCAACGAUUAAAAAGAGAUUUCUGUAUUUUCGUUUAAUAAGUGAAUUCAAACUAUUUACAUAUUCGUUUCGCUUAGUCGGGAUAUAUGUCUAUUUUAUAUUUUCCCCGGUUUGUUUUGAUUUCGUUAAUAAUCAAAAUUCGUUAAUAAUUUGAAUUUAAAACCUAAGAUCACUCAUUCACGAGCGAUCCACGUGCAGUUUUAAAAUAUCUAACAGUUGUUGUUGAAUUAUUAACAUUUGGAUUAUAUAUGGCAACUUUAGUGAUAUCACAAAAAGUUUUCACAUUGUUAUUUGUUCUAAAUUUCUUUUUAUUCUAUUGCACAUAUUUAUUUUCGCUUUUCCCCCUAAAAAAUAAUUUUUAUGAAUCCAAAGAUGAACUUGCAAAUAUUUCUGUUGAAUCAGAUGGAAACAAAUACGAUUCUCUGUUAAAUUAUGGUUUUAGAAGUCCAUUCAGUCGUGUUGUGGUUAUGGUCAUUGAUUCUCUCCGGGCAGAUUUUGUUAUCCACAGCAAAAAUUCGAACAUGAAGUAUGUCCAAAAACUUCUAAAACGAGAGGAGGCAAUUGCUUAUUACUCGAUCGCUCACCCACCUACAGUAACCCUUCCUCGAAUAAAAGCAAUGAUGACUGGGACUAUUCCUGGAUAUAUGGAUGUUAUACUUAAUUUUGGUGCGCAGGCUGCCCAGGAAGACAACCUUGUAUUUCAGCUUUACAAAGCUGGGAAAAAAAUUGUCUUUUAUGGUGAUAAUACUUGGAUUAAUUUAUUCCCAGACUACUUUCAUAGACAGGAUGGUACAGUUUCAUUUUUCGUUUCAGACUAUACCGAGGUUGAUACUAAUGUUAGCCGGCACUUGGAAUGGGAAUUGCAACAAAAUGAUUGGGAUGUGAUGAUACUGCACUACCUUGGGCUUGAUCACAUUGGUCACAUGGCAAAGCCAUCUAGUCCUUUGGUGGAACCCAAACUUCAAGAGAUGGAUAAAAUUAUCGAAUUCAUUCACCAAAAACUUCAAGAACAGCAUCAACACCAACAAACUCUUAUGGUCAUUUGUGGUGAUCAUGGCAUGAGUGACCAAGGGAGUCAUGGGGGUUCUUCUCACAAAGAAGUUACUUCAGCUAUGAUUUGGCUUAAUUCAGCUGACAACACAAAGAAAGAUCACAAAAUCACCUUCCUGAAGCCGUUCACUGAAGUUGACCAAAUUGAUAUUACUGCAACACUGGCUAUUGCUUUAGGAGUUGCAAUACCACGCAACAAUAUCGGUGUCAUGAUACCUGAUGUACUGUUACCAUUUUCAACUCUUGAGAAUAUUGCUCAUUCAAUGUACAUCAAUGCUAACCAAGUGUUGUCAGUCUUCAAAGUAUAUGAACCAAAAUGGGAAAAUAACGAUGCUGUGUUGAAGUAUGAGCUGGCCAUUUCCAGACACCAGUUAUGGAAAAAUGCUAGCCAGAAGUAUACUGCUCAAUGGUAUCAGGAAGGCAAGUCUAUUGUCCAAUUUUAUCAUGAUGCUAUGAAAACUAUGAGUUCUAAAAUGCUAUUGAAGAUGAUUAAUCAUGAUGUCAGUGGAAUGAUCUUUAGUAAUAUCAAUUUAUGGUUAUUCCUUUAUGUACUUGUAGUUAUCAUACUGCAGAAAGGAAGUAGUUCCAUCGAACUUGUCAUAACUAAUACCUACUGCUUGUGUCUUUUCUUGACUGGAUUGGUACUAUUAGCUGUGCAAUUGUUAAUUUGUUCUGGUAAACAUCAAACCAUUCUCUGCAGUAAUCCAACAGUCGUCAUUUUGCUGAACUGUGCCUCAUAUCUCAUAAUUCUGUUAGUAGUCUCUAUAACUCCAGUGUUUCUAAAUAUAUUGAAGAAAAAGCUAGUUUUCCAAAAUUUUAUUUCAGCAUUUGUGGUAUUUGGGACUAUUUUACAUUCUGUGAGCCUUAUGUCAAGUAGCUUUAUUGAAGAAGAACACCAGACUUGGUACUUCCUAACUUGUAGUUUGUUUGCCAUUACUAGCUGGUAUUUAGUAUCAAGGUUAUCCCUUGAAUACUCGUUCAGUUAUUGCAGACCAAAUAUGAACCCUCAAACACACGAAUUAAGCCAGCAACGAAUAUAUUAUAAUAUUACUAACUAUGGGCCACGAUCUCAAUAUAUAAACUUCAAUUACAAGUCAUGUGUGGCAUCUUUCCUUAUGCUUGUCUUGUGUCGAUCACAACGAAUGUGGAAUAAUACAGGAGACAAAUGGCGGGAUCUUCCUGAUCUUGGUGACUGGCUCAUGGAGUCAAAAAACAAAACUACUCUUUCAGUCAUUUGUGCUGUUUCUCUGUUAAUAAUUUUAAUUGUUCGGUCUUACCAAGUAGAAAGUAAAGGUCAUCUCUUGCUGUUGUUGGUGGCCUUUGUGUCAACAUACUUAUUCCAUGUGUCUAGUAAUCACAUUUACUUACCAUCUAUGUUUCCCUAUCAAUGCAGUGAAAAAGGUGUAAAUGAGGCUUAUUUGAUAAAAUGGUGUAUUUUACUAAUGUUUGUGAAGGUAUUUUUUGGCAUUAAAUGGCAGCAUCCUUAUCAACAAAGCAGUAAUUCUGGUAACACACCUUUUACUCACUUGGUUAUACUGAAGUCUUUUAUUUUAUGCCUGCAGUCUGGAUGUAUUGUAUUGUCAUCCUUUCUUACCUCUCACCCUCAUAAUAUUGUCAUCAUUGCUACUGCUGUACUUCAAGAAGUCAUUCUCAGUUAUUACAUCCUUCCUAUAGUUCAGCUGCCUUCUUGGUGUGUAUCUUUAAUUUAUUUUUGGAUGGCAAAUGCUACAUUUUUCUAUCAGGGUCAUUCUAAUAGCCUCAGUUCUAUAGAUGUUGCAGCUGGAUAUUUUGGUUCUACCCAUUAUCAGCCAAUAUAUGUGGGAAUACUAUUAACUUUGGCAACAUACUCUGGCAUGAUGUUCUGGUAUUCCAGUUUGGUUAGUUACUUGUUUAGCUCAUCCCCACACCAACAGAUGCCUUACAGGUUAUAUAUUGCAAGUCUUUGUAUGAUACUAUUUGUAACUGCAUCCAUCCCAGCAUAUACCCUAUUAGUAUUUUUCCAGCGAUUCCAUCUCUUUAUAUGGACAGUCUUCUCUCCUAAACUCCUAUUUAUAGGAAUGUUGUUCCUGGUCACUUCAUUCUUUGUUUUAAUUAUUUUGCUCUUCCAGGCUACAUCAAUUCCUGUAAUAUCUAUUCAUGUAUGAUCUCAAGCAACCUAAAUGUCUUUCAAAAAAUUAUUUAUUCUCUUCAAAAGAGGAAUUCUUACUUUUUGUCUCAGUAUGGGAUUCUUUUCAAAACCUGUGAGCAUCAUUACUUAGUGUCACUUGAGAGAAAAUUUUUGACCAGUGUUAAAUACAGUAAUAGCCCAUCUGGUUGCUCAUGUAUCACUGAAAUAGCUCGUCUCAUGUAGUGUUUUAUCUGAAUAGAAAUUGAAGUGGUCCCCCAUUACUUUGCUCUAAACGAAUAGGAAGAUUUAAAUCCUAUGUUACAAGCUAAGAAAAUGUUUGUCAAUAAUUAUGUAGCCUUUUGCAUCUUACAACAAACCAACAUUGCCUCAUAUAGAAAGUUUCUGCAAGAUUUUAUCUCAUUUUCGGUGCUGAUCUGUGUACCUAAAUUUAAAAUUAUCCAAUCGAUAGAAUUGUAAAUAGUUAUAACAGUGGCUAUGGUUGAGAGAGUCACAAACAUCUAUUCACUACCUAGAGAUUGAACCUGAAAUCAUUGUUUAAAUGUGAAAGUAACUGUAAACACUAAAACAGUAUCUUGUUGGAGAAUGGUAUCAGCAAGCAAGUAAUCAUUCAGGUUCCUGUAAACAUAUUAAGAAACUGUUUUUAUCAGUAGCUAGGCUGCCCAUUGAAACACAAUAGAUUCAGCAGACACUUAACCUGUCAGAAACCCAGUUGUAAACAGCCUAACCAUUUGGGGAUAAACAACAUAUUGGAAUGCUAUAAACAAUCUUGUCUUUAGUGCCUUUUCUUUAACAGGACAUUAGGUAUAUAUAGAUGGCUUGUCUGGUCACUGAUCAUUGGUCAUAAUACAGCUAAAGUCAGUUGCUGCAGGGACUUACUCCAUCCACUUCAAUUAUGACUACACCAAUCUGCUAUCACUGCUGACACUUCUCAUGGACACACAUGAACUGACUCAUUAGGCAUAAAUAUUUUUAUACUUUUUCUCUGUUGUCAAUGACAAAAUAUUUUUGUUAAUAAUUAAUAAAUAUUUUUGUAUUGGGACUUCA